This is a messenger RNA of Cladocopium goreaui, 669 nucleotides long. The record is from the annotation of a GenBank genome assembly. NCBI's taxonomy places the organism in Eukaryota, Dinophyceae, Suessiales, Symbiodiniaceae.
AUGGCAAUUCCCAAGUUCACCUACCUGGACAUCAAAGGUUUCGGAGAAGCAAUUCGGCUGGCACUCUACAUUGGGAAGAUUGAGUUUGAAGAUCACAGGGUCAGCUAUGCUGAGAUUCGAGAAAUGGCCAAAGAGGGGAAGCUUCCAUACGGCCAAGUGCCAGUUCUGCAGCUGGAUGGUGUGACUUACGCACAAAGUGGGGCAAUCUUACGAUGGGCUGGGAGACAAAGUGGUUUGUAUCCUGAGGAUCACAAGCUUCAGCUCAAAGUUGAUGCGAUUGAGGAGGCUUUAACUGACAUUAAGAAACUGCUUCCCUCAGUAUGGUAUGGAUCGAUCUUGGGACGAAAUCCUGCAACCAAAGAGCCCUUGGUGCCAAUAUCUGAUGCGCAAAAGGAAGAAGUGCUGCAAGCCCUGAAUGAAAUUGCCCUUCCCUACAGGUUCGGUCAACUUGAACGUGCCCUAGAGAACUCUGGUGGCCCAUACUUUUGUGGCGAGACCAUGACAACUUGCGACCUCAGCUUCUAUGUCAUGGGCUUGGGAUUUCUCACCGAUUGCUAUGCAUAUGGCGUCAGAACGACUAUUCUGGAUGAAUGCCCUCGAUUGAAAGCCUUGGUUGAGCGGGUCGGUGAUCACCCCAAAGUAAAGGAAUGGAACGCUGCUCACCCGUGA